Scomber japonicus (chub mackerel) is the source of this 1017-nucleotide messenger RNA. RefSeq names its product ST6 (alpha-N-acetyl-neuraminyl-2,3-beta-galactosyl-1,3)-N-acetylgalactosaminide alpha-2,6-sialyltransferase 6 (gene st6galnac6). The transcript is spliced from 6 exons. Gene Ontology annotation, molecular function: alpha-N-acetylgalactosaminide alpha-2,6-sialyltransferase activity. Gene Ontology annotation, biological process: oligosaccharide metabolic process; ganglioside biosynthetic process. The record is from RefSeq and is a predicted model, not a curated record. Lineage: Eukaryota; Metazoa; Chordata; Actinopteri; Scombriformes; Scombridae. The coding region runs from base 77 to 1003 and encodes 308 amino acids.
GGACGGCAGAGAUGAGAGAGACCUCAGACACCAUGAGACGAUAUGAUGAUAGACGAUCACAGCCUGAUCUGACAGCAUGGAGCUCAAGAUCUCUGGCAAGGGGCAGCAGAGCCACCGGAUGGUGAUCUUCAUAGCCCUCCUCGUCCUGAUGACAAUCCUCAUCCUCUACGGCUCCAACAACAGCAACGACACCACCUACGCUCCCUUCCAUGUGGCUACAAGUCAUGCUCUCAAGACCACAGAUUUGAAGAAAUGGGCUGGGAAAGAUGGUUAUGUGCCCGUUUACGGGAGCAAGAAUAUGAGUUUGCGCUGCCAUAACUGUGCACUAGUGACGAGCUCCAGCCACGUCCUGGGUAGUCAAGCAGGAGAAGAGAUCGACCGUACGGAGUGUGUGAUCCGUAUGAACGAUGCCCCGACUCUGGGUUAUGAGACCGACGUGGGCAAUCGGACCUCUCUGCGGGUCGUAGCUCACUCCAGUGUGUUCAGGGUGGUGCGGAGACCGAACGAGUUCCUGCGGCACACAGACAGCAACUCCAUGAUCAUCUUCUGGGGACCGCCCAAUAAGAUUGGGAAGGACGCCAAAGGAACCUUGUACAGAUUGAUCCAGAGAGUCAGCAUGACCUACAGCAACGUGUCUUGUUUCAGCGUCACGCCGGGCAAGAUGCGCAGAUUUGACAGUCUGUUUCACAGGGAGACGGGACGAGAUAGACAAAAGUCUCACUCGUGGUUGAGCACAGGCUGGUUCACCAUGGUCAUAGCCAUUGAGAUAUGUGAUAAUAUCAAAGUAUAUGGGAUGGUUCCACCCAGUCACUGUGGGAAGAAACCCGUAACCAAGAAGAUGCCGUACCACUACUACAAACCCAGAGGGCCUGACGAAUGUGUGACAUAUCUACAGAACGAGAGCGGCCGAAGAGGGAACCACCAUCGCUUUAUUACUGAGAAACAGGUGUUUUCACGUUGGGCAAAGCAGUAUAACAUCACCUUCACUCAUCCCAACUGGUGAAAAGACGUUUAUGA